UUAAAAUGUCAGAUUUAACGCAGCACUAAUUUAUAUACUCUUUGCGCAGCACCAGUGUUGUGUUGUGGUAGUGGUAGUGGUGACCUUAGAUGGUUUAUAAAUAAACAUUUAGUUAUUUAAUUGAUUUAUUGUGUGCACUAGCUGUUACUAUCAUAAAACAAGAUGAACGAGAUAUAUAAAUACCGUGACAAUAUUAAACACAACUUCUUGGUGUAAAAUAAGUGUUAUCGCUGUUGGCGUCGCCAGAUUUUUUGUGGUUCGAGUUUACAAAAUAAACUAUGGCAUCGGUGGAUACUGUUAAAGUGUCGGUGGUAACUGACCGUACCCCUAAUAUUAUUUCGUGUUCAAAUACAUUUACAGCUGAAGAAUUGUGCAUACUUUUGUGUAAAAAGUAUAACAUACCACCUCUGACGCGCACUUUAUUUGCAUUAAGAGUCAAAGGCACUGAUUAUUUCCUUAAAGAUAACUGUCUGGUUCUUGCUGGCUGUCGUGAUUAUGAAUUGAGAAUUCGUUUCAAGGUACCAAGACUUGGACUUCUAAUAACAAUAGAUGAGACAACAUAUGAUUAUUAUUUUCAACAAGCACGGAAUGAUGUAAAUGAAAACAAGGUACCAGAAAUUAAGUAUCCAGAGCACAAACAAGAAUUACUGGGAUUGGGAAUUGCAGAUAUGACUCGUGCAAUUUUAGAAGAAAAGCUUCCACUCAAUGAUGUUGUUAAAAAUUACAAGAAAUAUAUUCCAAAAGUUAUUGUAAGAAGACAUGGUCCAUUUCCAAAGAAAUAUGCACAUGAUUAUCUCCCUCAACUGUGUUCUGUGGGUCAUAAUGUCAACUAUGUUAAAAAUCUCUAUCUGCAACAAUUAUACGGCUUGGCGCCUAAUUACCUAUCAGAGGAGUAUGAUAAUGUUUUAUGGCAAAAUGGGGGAGAUGUUAUACCUGUACGUGUCAUUGUGGCUCCCUUUCAUCCACAUCAACCUGGAAUUAGACUCUAUAAUACCUUAAAACGUGAUUGGUUUCAUGUUUGUACAGUAGAAGAGUUAAUUUAUCUAACGAGAAAUGGUGAUAAUUCUGUAGAAGUAUCUAGAAGAGGUACGCCAUUGUUUUUCAAGUUCAAAACUGAAGAACAACUUUCAUCUUUUAUAUCAAUAUGUGAUGGAUACUACAGGUUAAUGGUAAAAUGGACGUUCAAUUUAUCAAAGGACGACGAGACGCCUUCGUUGAAAGAAUUGCAUCGGAUAAAAUGCCAUGGUCCUGUUGGGGGUGCAUUUUCGUAUCGUAAAUUGGAAGAGAAACGUGGGAAGAAACACGGCUGUUACAUAUUAAGGCAGUGUCAAGAUGAUUACAAUGUAUUUUACCUUGAUGUUUGUACAAAAAACAGUACAACAGAGACAUACAGACUGGAAUUCAAAGGUCACUGUUAUAUUUUUAAUAAGGAAGAAUAUUUUAGUAUUGAAAGACUGGUUAGCUGUCAUCAGAAUCCUGAAGGAAGGAUAUAUCUGAAUGAAUGUAUACCUCCAUCUGAAUAUGAUAAAUCCCAGCUACUUUUGUGUGGUGAGCCAGUGAAGAAAGGUGUACGGAUAGAUCAAGCCGAGUUGCAGGAAAUCCUUAAAGACAACAGAAGUCCUCGAUGUCUGCCUAAUAAAGAUAUACUCCUUUAUACAGGAUCUGAGAAAAUGGGUUCGGAAAACAUAACAGCCACAUACAAAGCAUUGUGGAAAUUGGACGAAACUAAAAAACUGGUUGUUGCAUUUAAAACUUUACAAAGAGAUAAAGCUGCUGACUACUUAAAGGAUUUCAUAGAAUUGGCAAGUAAAUGGGCUUGUGUACAAUCAAGCUCUAUAGUAAGAUUGUAUGGAGUUACAUUGAGCUCGCCAACAGCUAUGGUACUGGAAUACCUACCUUAUGGACCGUUUGAUGAUUACCUACGGGAGCACGGGGAGUUGGUGAAGCCUCUUCAGUUGAAGAAGGUGUGCGCGGGACUUGCGCGUGCGCUGUGGGACUUGUCUGAGGCGGGCGUGGCGCACGGCGGAGUGCGCUGUCGUCGUCUGUUGCUCGCCGCCGCUGCACAUGACCGUCUCGUAGUCAAGCUCGCUGGACCCACACUGCGCAACUACACGCAACUAGACGUACAUUGGAUACCUGUUGAAUUCUAUUCAGAUUUGAACCUGGCGAAGCGAUCGGUCAUAGCCGAUAUAUGGGCGUUCGCGACCACUUUGUGGGAGAUAUUCUCUUACGGGCAAUCUCCAAAUGACACUAAUCCAGUAUUGACUGCGAGGAGCUACGAGAUGGGUGACCGCCUGCUGCGUCCGGCGCGGUGUCCGGGCGAGGUGUGGGCGCUGAUGCGACAGUGCUGGCAGCCGGACCCCCUGCGGCCGCAGGAGAUCAUGCGGGACAUGAACCACAUGCUGCACAGAGAAUAUGUGCCAAUACACACAUAUGAGGAACCAAAGAUCUCUCUCGAUCAUUUAGAGCACGCCGACACUGUUUCAAGUGACAGGUUUAUACCGAGUGAACUGAGCGACGCGGGUAGCAACAAGUCGCUGAUAUCUGUGGAUAGCAGUGUGCCAUCUAUGAAUGGCACCAUGUCAGACUCUUAUGACAAUCCUUUCUCGGACAACAAGUCAUCGAACUCUCUGGAGAAUAUGAACGCGCUGACGUACGCGCUGCGGGCCGCGGCGGGUAGCGGGGCGGGCAGCGGGGCGGGCAGCGGGGCGGGCAGCGGGGCGGGCAGCGGGGCGGGCAGCGGGCGCAGCAGCGCGUGCGCAGCUCCCGAAGACCGCGACGAGCUGGCCGCCUCCGCCGCACCUCGCCUCAUGGAGUCCAUCGUCUCCCAGGGCAAGACCUACCUCGUCACGCUCACCAAGAAGAUCGGCAGCGGUAACUACGGACACGUGUACAAGGGGUGGAUGGAACGAGACAAUCAAGAAUCUCAAAGGAAGGAAGUGGCGGUCAAGAAGCUGACUCGGCAAGCUUCCGAAAGAAACGGAAAUUUAUAUGAAGACUUUAAAAACGAAUUGGAAAUAAUGAAGUCUCUACAGCAUAUAAAUAUCGUGGAGAUCCUGGGCUACUCGUGGGACCACGGCUCCGAUGUGCUGAUCGUGAUGGAGUACUUAGAGGAGGGUUCCCUCAACUACUACCUCAAGUUCCAGGGUGACAAGCUGCGGAUAUCGCAUCUGCUCAAAUACGCAAAGGAUAUCGCUACAGGUAUGGACCACGUGUCGGCAAAGAACGUGGUGCACCGCGACCUGGCCACGCGCAACAUCUUAGUUGUCAACAAGUACCACGUCAAGAUCUCAGACUUCGGCCUCGCCAGGAUCAUACCAAAGGAGGAGAGCGCCUACAGGAUCAAGACGGAACGACUGCUGCCUAUUAAUUGGUACGCUCCGGAGUCUGCGGUGGAGCCGUGGCACUUCUCGACGAAGAGUGAUGUGUGGUCGUACGGCGUCACCGCCUGGGAGAUCUUCUCUCGUGCACGUCAUGAGGUGCCCAAGUUUGACGUCGACCGACCUCGAGAGCGCGCCUCAUGUUUCCAAAUCCCCGAAGGCUGUCCGUCGGAGAUAUUCCGGCAUCUGAUGAAGGAUUGUUGGACCCUCGACCCCAACCUCAGGCCAAAGUUUAUUGAUCUCGUACACAUGUGUAAGAGAUUUAUGGACGAAUAUAAGUGAAUUAUAAAUUAUGAAUUUUGAAGAAUUAAUUA
This is a messenger RNA of Papilio machaon (common yellow swallowtail), 3694 nucleotides long. RefSeq names its product tyrosine-protein kinase hopscotch (gene hop). Gene Ontology annotation, molecular function: cytokine receptor binding; ATP binding; non-membrane spanning protein tyrosine kinase activity. The transcript has 22 exons. Gene Ontology annotation, biological process: hemopoiesis; peptidyl-tyrosine phosphorylation; cell surface receptor signaling pathway via JAK-STAT. Lineage: Eukaryota; Metazoa; Arthropoda; Insecta; Lepidoptera; Papilionidae. Gene Ontology annotation, cellular component: cytoskeleton; cytosol. The record is from RefSeq and is a predicted model, not a curated record. The coding region runs from base 279 to 3662 and encodes 1127 amino acids.